Molecule: messenger RNA, 9612 nt
Organism: Spirometra erinaceieuropaei
Lineage: Eukaryota; Metazoa; Platyhelminthes; Cestoda; Diphyllobothriidea; Diphyllobothriidae
Source: the annotation of a GenBank genome assembly
AGGAACCUGCAUGCUUGUAUUGGACAUAGAUAUGGCCCUAGUCCCUUCACCCACUGCGCACAUGUCCAUCUUCAGUGAUCUUGACUCUGUAUCGCUACCGGCGUACGGUGGGCUCGAGAAGAGCGAGCGAGGCAGGUGCAUCAAAAGUCAGUUUCACGAUCAGAAACGCUACCCAGUGAUGAUGCCUUGACCUUGCUUCUCCUUUUAUGGCUGCAACGUCACUUUCAAACUAAAGCAAACCGAGACUGUUCGUUCGUUGGGUGCAUUUCUCAACCACCCGGCUCCCGACCUCCUGCUUGAAGGUUGGUUCAGCCUCUCCGCGAUUGAGGCAGUUCGCGUCUCGCCAUUGAACGCUUGACCCUCGUAUAUAAAUUCCCAAUGGGAGUUCCAUUAUCCAUUCGGCACUCAGACUAUACAAUUUCAUCUUCUAGCACUAAACCAAAAUCAACGUUCACAAAGUUUAUAGAAGACAGCCUGCUAGAUUGCCUCACAGUUCAGUUUUAUUAAGAGAAAGGCAGGAGAACGCCUUUGAACUCCGUUUUGGUUACAAUAACGUCACAAAACCACCAAUAGAUAAAGGAAGUUUGAAAGAAGAGUGGUCAAAUAAUUACAGACAUCAAGCAUUUAACUGCCCGGUAAGUUCUAGUAUGUACCACUGGUGUGUCAAACGUUUAAGAUCAUCAAGACGUGUUACUGAAGUUGGCCAAGUAGUAUGGCGGUGUUUGCGACAAAAUUUACUAACGAAAGUCGCUUACUUCUGCCGGAGAGCAAUUUCGAAUGUAUGCGUCCGACACGGAUUCGGAAAGGUGCUGUAAUGUCAGCAGGUAUCGGGUAGGGUUGACAGGAAACCAUUUCUGCGGGUGACAGCAGUCACGGGGGGCUUUGCUGCCAUUUGAUGGGAAGAAAAUUGCUCUUCAACGCUAAUUGUCAUCACUAAGUCUAACCGGAGAGGACGAAUCAUAACACCGCGACGGAUCCUCAGUGCACUGGAGAGUUACUGCCUUUAGUGCCCUCAUUAAAGGAUGGUGUCCGAUUUUAAGGGCGGAUGUCUCUACCCAUCCAUCCAGCACCUUAGUCUAAUAACGUGGGCCUGGUAGUCAUCUGGUGGGUUCUAGGUGGAUUACUUAAGAAAUCCUGCUUGGGCAGUCAGCUUACUCUACCAGAUUUGGUGGAUUCGAAACGUUGCAGUAGACCGGCUAGGCAACUUGACCCAAAUGUGAUUAAACUCUCGACCCCUGGCGGGAAUUAGUAGUUCAGGUGGCUUGAGCCUUGGCUGUACUGAAGUCUUCCCCUUGCUGUUGUGGGUUCGAAUCCCACCGAGGUAGCCGAGUUUUCCACAACAUUGUCAAAAUGACUUAAUAGAACUGUGCCGGUGGCGGUCACCGAAGCCUUAAUGGAUGGCGGCUAACUUUCUCUGUGUUCAAAAAUAACCGAUUUUCCAGAUAGGUGUUCAUCGUGAUUGCUUAUUCAUCAGACCCGAGAGCCGGUUUACUUCGCAGCUAGCCCUCACCAACGGUCUGCGCGCCACUCACCACCUACGGACAUGCUGUGUACCCUGGAGGUAGGCCAUCAAACGGCUCCUGUCUUCUUGGGUCGCGGACUUGAUAUACUGAGUUGUCUUAAUUGAUCCGUUAGAGGGAAAUUUGAGCAUCAUCUUAAGUUCCUAGGGAUCUCUUGCCCAUACGUCGACCCCAAAAUCUAAGCGAGUUGUGAAACCAUUCACAGGGAAAGUAAUAAUAUCAAAAGGACCUUACGUGGUGGAUCAGUUCUCCAUGCCAUUCCACAACCUUGGGAGCCUCAAAAAUGUCACCACCUCAUUUGAGACCGAAACUCCCGAUCACCUUACUCAAACAAAGUGCCGCGUCCGAACAGCUCCCUAAUCUCCUGCAGAUUCUCAGUCUUGAACGAAGCGGAAGUAUUCUGACGAAGGCCGGCUUUCGAAAGAAGUUCUUUCCGGUCGCUCGCUAGAACUACUCUCUGACUACUUAGGUUGUCUGAAUUCUCAUUAAUUUUUGAUGCCCUUAUAAAGUCAAAUAUAUCUCAUACUAAACAUGCAUGAAAAUAUUCUUUUACUCGUUUGGAAGAAAAUUAUCUCUUCCAAUUUUAUGCUUGAAAAAGGGUAUAAUUUGGAUUUUAAAAAGUCUCUAAUUAUAAGAUUUUGUAAGACCGCGAAAUCCCGUUCAUAAGGCCUAGUGUAUUUGUGUUUACUAAUGUUGCUUAUAUAUUUUACGAAAUGUCCCGAAUUCACUAAUAAAUUUUAUAAACCCCAUAUGGUUUCUUCUUAAUAACGUAUAGAAUUGUAUGAAUUUCCGUACACGAAAAAUAUGCAGUUUGUAGUUUCGAAACCCUGAAUGCAAGUGUAACGCCAGCUCGGGUUCAAAAUAACUCGCUAAUCGGACAGGUUUUUUAAAAUUUAAUUGUGCCGUUUCUUUAAAUAUAGAAUUUGAAGACGACGUAAUUUUCUACCAAACGAGUAAAAGAAUGAAUAUUUUUGUAAAGUAUAAGGACAUCGAAAAUCAAUGAGAAAAACUCGUAUCAAUUCAGUAGUCAGUUUCUACAGAGUGUAGUUUUUGCAAGCGACCGGAAAGAACUUCUUUGGAAAGCCGUCAUCCUGAAGUAACUGAAUUAUUAUGGAAUCAUGUUGCAGGGUGAUUAAUACAUCUGUCCUACUUUUCGAGUCGAAAACGCAUUUUAGAAUUUCGGUUAACAUUUAAUGAGUUAGCACACCUACUGUAAGUGUCUCGUCGGGCAUAUUUAUUUACCGACAAACUCUGUUUCUCCUUUACAGUGGCUGCUCUCAAAAAUGGACUAGUUGCCUCACCGGCGAAGACAAUCAGCGCCACCUCCCAGCCAACGAAUGGCGGCCAGUCUACACAGAAGAAGGCGGUGGAAGCAGGUCGCGAGACCAAGGCCAGCGUCGCGUCCAGCACCGGUGAGGUUACUCUCAUCGACUGGGACAGUUUCAUCGCCCUGCCGGUGCGCAAACCCCACACCACCAGCGGGGGUCCCUUACCUUGCAAACAGGUGACCAAGUCGACCACUCCAAAUCCUGAGCGGCAGUACCGAAACCAGUCUGAAGGCUCAAACGGACGGCCUUCAGUGCCGUCUGCGAACACCACCACCAACGACCGGAGACGACCUGCGUCGCCGUCUGGAGACAGUGGCCAUUCAGACACCUCCACACCGCGCCACCGAGCUCGUAAGCGCCUCAAGUUGGCUCACGCCGAGGCAGGGAGGCUGUCGGACAGGGUAUGUGCGCGACGCGUUUAAUCGCAUAGACUUCCAGUAGUCUUUAGAUUUUCUCGAUUCAGCUCUGGUUUAGUCACCGGAAUAGACUCACUCAAGGUCAAAGAUAUGUCAGAAGACAGUCGGGAUAACUCGGUUACUCUUUGUGGCUCUAUAACAAUAAACAGUAAGAUUAGCGGAUCACAAUAGAGUUAAUAAGACGGCGAAUAGAUUGAAAAGUGGACGUACAUUCGAGGUGAUCAGACGAGUAGUCAGAGAAUGACGCCAAAGUGUGGUGGCCGGUUUAAAAACAAGCGGCAACAAAGAGCAAUAGACAAUGGACAAAGAACAAUGACGAGGUGGCGAGCAUACGUAGCUUUCGAUAGAUUCUCUUCGGGCCAGUAUAUUUAUAUGGGAAGGGAGUAGGAGUAAAAACACGUCAGUGAUAAGAUAGAUCGAUUAAAGUUCGCCUUAAAACACAGGCAGGGUGUGGGAAUGUGGGGGGAGGGGGGGGGGCUAAUAGCAGUCAGUGUCAGGGGCGGGGUGAGAGCGGAAGGGCGCGGGAGAGUUGUAACGUUAGUCGACCUUCGACCACUGUAGGCGCGGAGCCUGAACGUGAUUCUUCUGUGCGCACAAGAUCGGUUUUCGCAACUUGAUGGCGGCCGCCUCUGCUGUUGCUAACAGACGCUGUCCCAGUGGUUUAGGAUAGUCCGAUGGGACCUUAUAGAUCACACGAAACGCUUCAUUGGGGUCUACAUGAUGUCCGGAACGACAACAUGCGCGAUGCCCCCCGUGAAUGAAGAUCGACGAGACGUGGACUGCGGUAGUUGCCUCACCUCCUUUUACAUCUCUUCAGGACAGUUGCAGGAGUGACAGCCCCAGCCAGCAGUUAUCGGUCAUUUCUCCGACGAAAGACAAGUCCAGGGAUACUUCAAUCGAAAGCAGACGCCUGUGUUUCAACCGGAGAAAACUGUUGAAGUUCUAGGCGAAAGUAUAUCCACGCAGACUCUAUUAAAGUCUAAUUGGCCUCAUUGUGAAAGAAGCAUCACAGUCUAUCGACCCCAACAGGUUAUUCUGAUGAUCUGUUGCAAUCCUGAAGCAGUCCUCCAUCCCUCCCCUUGUCUAUGUCGUAACCUGCGUUGCUUCUGUUUCAACAGGCAGAGGAAUCACUACAGUCGCCGUCCCUCUCUAAAGGAUCCAAGAAUUCGGCCAAGGGAUGUGCUUCUUCUUGGUCUUCCCGGGCGGACAGUCUCGCGGGCGAUGAGGGCGGCUCUGUCAGUCAAGCUGACUCUUCGGUAACUUCCCUGCCAUUUUAUUGCCCCAAAUAUCGAAAAAUUUGGAGAAACGUAGUCAUGCUCCUCAAAUCAAUUAAGUAGCGAUAUAACCUGCCGUAAAACACCACUGGCUACACCAUUUCAUCGCAUAUCUCCUCAUCAGCACCUACACCACACAUGACCACACCAAACAUCACACCAUGCAAACAUGUCAUUGCCACCUCCCACGCAAGUGGGAAGAGCACUUCUCGGCUCCGUCUCCAUGUGACCCCUCUGCUGCAUGUGAGAUUCGAGCCUGCGCCAGGCGCCAUGACUUGGUAGGUUGCCAACUGUCGAUGGAACUCAGACCUCGCAGUUUACCUCAGUGUAUGUGUUUGUUCGGGGUGGCCGACCGAAAUUCAGGCUGCAGUGACUCCUUCUUAAUGUGUCCUUUAUAGCACUCUCACUCAAUGGGAUCGAGUCGCCCCCGCCUCUUCUCUUGUCGCAUGUAAAUUCUUAGUUUUUGUUGUGAACCCCAGGAGGUGUGGUGGUACGCCUAGGUGCGGGUCUGUCCGUGCCAGCCACCUGAGCCGUCCCUCAUCCCGGUCUUCUUGACUUAAUCAUGACUCCGGCCCCAGGUGAGGAAGGAGAGAGUGCGGUAAGCGCUCCGCAAGUCGUCUAUCACUAUAAACUAAUUCACAGUCCAGCCACGGUUCCUGCCCUCGCUGUGGAGCACACGGCGAACGUCAUCGAAACCGGUGACCGGACCGUCAAUUCUUGAUGUUACAGACUAACUGGCAUUUCGAGAUGUGCUCUGUCAGAGAGAGGUUCUGCCCUGCCACGAACUCGAAUCACUGACCUCUCCAAUUUACAUCAAGUACUCCUCUGCCUGCAUCACCAGCGGUCGCCGGCGCCGUCCACGCGAACUGCGAUAUUUCCUUCUGACCCCAGGCCAGGAAACAACCUUAGGAGUUUGAGAAAAGGGAGCAUGUUUGGAGGACGUACACAGACCAGGUUACGUCUAAUGAGCCAGAAAAGGCUAUCUCAGUCUCCCUUGUCAGCCUUCCAUCCUGCAUAAAUAGUGUCGCACUCCUCACAGCUCUUGGCGAAACUCCGGUAGGUCCGUCGGUGCUGAUUGGAGGGAUCAGUGCUCCGAUUGUGCUCCUCAAAUGCUAAUCGUUUCCCAGCAGAAGAAGAGGAUAAGUUUCUAUUCUGAUGUUUCGAGCUCAUACGCGGGGUUAAGUCUCGGAGAAGGGACGUCUUGCCGACUCAUCCAUUUCCAGCCCAGUUCCCCAUCUCAAUGUUCUAUGGCGUACAUGACUGUGGUUGCGCCUAUGUUAGAUCUCAUAGUGGGCUGCGAUACUGUUGUGUUAGGCCUUAACGGGCACACGCUGGUUUCUGUCACGGGUUAGUAGGGCUUCGCCGAGUCUACACGGGUUCUUAACCAUUACGGUGUUUGCGUGCAGUACACGAACCAUAACAGGCCAUUGAUGCAUGGGGGCAUGGUGUGUCUAAUACCAGCCCAGCCACUGUCACAACACUUCAGAACAUUCCGCUUCUGGAACUACUACGAUGUGCCAACAGACGGGGCGACUUGGUCCUGCUGUGGCCUUUAUGGCACCCUUCACUUCCACGAGGUCCGUGACUCCUUCCUCGAAGACUGUUUCACUUGGAGUUUUCUGCCAGGUGGCGAGUGGCAGGCGUAGACAUGCCGUUUAGCCUUGUCAGGCACUGAGCCACCUGCAGCUCUACUCAUUUUGAUCCCCUGUCAAUUAAACACUGAGUUUGGGCGAGAGAGGGGGGGGGGCUGUUAGAUGCAUCGCAAGCUUGCUUCACUGUAAACUGGUUCACGCGCGAGUCGCUAUCACCCUACCGAGUGACGAAUUACGAGCUGUGUCCGCGUGAGUGACCGUCGACGUCGUGGCCCCACAACAAUAGACCAAAUGGAGGAGGCGAUCAGGUAACAAUCGGGAGAUGGCACUCAAAAAAUCCGUUACCUAGAAAUAAUACCUUUAACAGUGGACUCAAACGCCUUCAGGCUAUAUCAGCGGUUGCAGGCCUACUUUCACGCACUACUUGGACUUUCCGCGACGGCCUAACACGGGCUGGCCGAACGAACAUCGCAGGAGGUUACAUGGACAAUGGUCGCUGUUACCUAACCUUCCCCAUCGUUACACACGAAAACCUGAAUAUACGGCAUACAUUCGCAUAAUGGCAGUUUAUUACAAAACAGAAUCACUUUUAGAUAGGAUAAGUCUGCACAACAUGGGACAGGAACAGUUCCCAGGCAUCUGACAAAGAAAUGGCAUUGAGGCCAAACCAAAGACGAUACUGUACUUCGUCUGUGUGAGCCCACACAGCUCGACCACAUACAGGGCCUCCCUCGUAGAGUUUCCUUUUCAGUCUCCUCCAGUAUGCCUCAAUGGCAUUGGUGUGCCGUCCGGUGGUAGGGUCCUUGAAGUUCUUUGAGUGGUUAACAGAGAAAUGUUGAUAACCUUCUGAGAGAAGACGGUUAUACGCCUUCCACUCGUUCGUUACCACUAUACUGCCUUUGGCGACCCAUUUUGUAAUAACGGAACGGAGAGCGGACCAACUUCGAUCAUUCACCUGCUCAAAUAAUAUUUUCUGUCAGCUAGUAUCGUACAUACCGACCAGCCACCACCCAUAAAACCCCUAUUACCACCUGUCCGUAAGACAGACUGCUUUGUUUAGGCGGAUUUUUUGGGUGCCAUCUCCCGAUUGUUACCGGGGAUCAUAUUGGCUCACGGCAUGUGUUAAUCGGGCUGUGCGGAGUCCGCGUGAGCCCAGAACUGCUGCCGCAUUGGGUGGGAAGGGGGGGGGGAGAAUGAUACACCCGGAUGUGGGCUUUCUUGCCGCCUAAUGCCAGCACCGGUUGGUUGAGAGGCAUACGAGGGGAAGGUGAGAGUGACGUCGACACUAGGGAAUCCAUCUUCACGGUACGCCAGCGCGCUCUUUAAUAUACUAGAUCUGCGCGCUUGAGUUUAUUAAGACACACUAAGUGCCGUGUCCUGGAAGGUUGCCAAUCGGCGGAAUAACUGGCCAUUUUCAGCGACGAGUCCGACUGCAAUGGCUCCUUAGCUUGGCCCGUAUGAAAUUCCUGCACAUGUGAUAUCCCAGCCGCUCUCAUAGAAGACCGGUACGUAUAGCGGAGCCAGGACGUGUGUGGCUAGCAUAGAUGGGAUGUUUAGUGUUUCAAAUCAUGACGCCGGAAUCCACCUCCGGUCGUUUUAACGUUGCAUUGCCAUCGGGGCUAGGAGGGUGGUCAAGAAGAGUGGAAUAGAUGCGGCGCAAGUCACCGCCCUGCGCCCACACCGUAGAGCACAUAGUGAACAUCUUUGUUCACAGCGGCCGAUUUGACGGGCGUUUACGUGCUCGUCUGUGUGGCCAGCUUCUUCGCUGUUGUCGAGGUGCGUAGGCCAACUCCCGAACCGCCGUCGUGUUUCGCCGGCAUUUCACCCUACGAUGACGAGCUCAAGUGCCAAGUGGAGGGUCAUAUUGACUCACGACACGCGUUAAUCGGGUUGUGCGGAGUCCGCACAAGCCCAGAACUGCUGUCGCAUAGCGGGGGGGGGGUGACACAUCCCGAUAUUAAGGUCCUCCUGUUUCACCGCUCGAUUUUCCUCGUCGACGCUACCGCGAGAAAAAAAUUUGGCCGUUAGGCGUUUCCUGAGCGUCACAUCCUCUAAGACUUUAAAAUUGCCUGCUCUUGUAGUCCUGCCCAGACUCAGGGUCGUGUGAGAGGCUUAAUCGAGGCAUGGUUUCGUUUGGCAUCCACACUCGUAGAUUAAAGUCUCAUUCCACUCCCCUGACGCAUCAGUCUAGAAUCUAGAACUGCUGAUGGCGAAGCCGUAUUUAAUGGCUAACAGAAUUCGCCAUUUCGUAAUACCCCUGUUGCUUUGAAUGUUUUCCACUUAGCUGCGUAUCUUCGCCGAACGAUGUUGUUGCGGUUGUCAAGACUGCUUGUUUAUCAGACUCGAUAGCCCUUCUGCUUCACAGCUAUCCUUGGCUAGUAACCUGGAGACUUAACCUGUAACCUGCUGAUGGGCAGGCCCAAUCUUACCGACCCUCCUGCCACUCUAGUCUAUUUCCCUGAACUGACUGAGAUCCAUCCUUUUCUUGUUUACUGAAGUCUCCUCACUGUCAUAUUUAGGUUGCCACUGUGCCUGGCGAUCAGAAGAUCCCCUCUUCGACACUCGACGACGAAACCGUGUCCUCCUCCCCCCUGUCCUCAGAUUCUGAGCAAAACCCCACAGAGGGAAGGGCACGGCCGUUUCUGCGUUCCUCAGCUCUCUUCAACGGGGCCGCCCGCGCUCUUUUUGGAGCGUCGUCAAGGACCACAACCCCCGACACUGCUUCCACGCUUCCCGAGACGCAGCCGGCACCGCCAGAAAAGGCCAGGGUGGAGGAGAACGCGGCUGUGAAACGACUGCCGCCCAGCUGCUCUACCCCGGACAAGUCGGAGUCCUCUGGCCUCGAUACGCCGGCCAAACCCUCCGUUUCAACUGUGAUCAAGAACCAAAGUCGCUUCCUGGUCGACCGAAAGAGCAUCAAUGCAACUGCCUCACCGCCCGUCAACCGCAGCCAGGACUCAGACGAGACCCUCCGUUGCCAAGCCUGUGGUCUGCUGACCUCCCGUCGUUGUGCUCUGCAGAUGCACGUCAAACGUCGACAUCCAGAGCUCUACGUGCCAAUGGGAGCCGUGGCUCGUGCUGCCCUGAAAUUGGCCGCAACCGGUUCACGGCCGACGCCGCCGCCGCGACGACCGCAGAAGCGCAAGCGGGCGAGCCUGUCGCAGGUGAUCUGGCGCUGCCCCGGAUGCUAUCCCUUCACCCAGACUUUUCCCAGCGCCCUGGAACUGCUCUCCCAUCUGCCGCACUGUCGUCGAAAUGCUGGUUCUCGCGCCUCCGGUGGACACCAUGGCAGCGCCGGUGUGAAGUGGAGCCCGUGGCCAGAACCGCUUUCGCUUCCGGGCACGGGUUUCGGUUGUUGCAUCUGUGGUCUCCUCUUCGCCUCCGCGUCGCGCCUCGAUAGACAUCGGAGGGCCUCGCAUGACUCCAAACGCAAGGCACGCAUUGGUGUGACGGGAGUGGGGAGUGACGCAUUUAUUCUCUAG